AUGUCUUCCCGUCACCAAGGGAAAGGAAAAGGAAAGCAGACAACGGAUAGGGUUUCAAGCCAUGCAUCAUCACAAAGGUCUUCAGGCCAUGACAGAAACGCUGAGACAAGAGAUCGUCAACAGAAGAUUGCCCAGCCAGCGCCAGUACCACCAGUACAGUAUUAUGCAGGAGGAUACAAUGAAGUCGAUAAUUCUCCUUACUACCAGGGGCAGUAUCAGCAGCAGGAUUAUGUUGCAGCUGGACCGGCUCCUAAGUCUGAUGCUCCACCGCCUGUGUAUCAAGGGUCAUCUUUUGGUACUGGAAACUUUUCUGGCGCGGAAACAACAACUGAGGCAUCAGCCUCGUCUGGAUACAACUAUAGAGAUCAAAAUGUGCCUGAUACAACAUCCUUCAAAGAUGUUUAUGAAGUGGCUGGUCUGGGCUACCUGAAGCCGCAAGUGGAAAACAGAUCUUUUACACCAAAUAGUUCUGAUUAUUCUAUCCUGCCUACUCAUCCAAAUACUCCUAGCGCGCUUACAGAUACGCCAGCAGCUAGCUAUCAGCACGUAAUGACAAGGUUUCCCGCUACCAUAUUUACGUACAAAGAUCAGGGAGAGCUUCCCUAUGGAGAAGACGACUAUCCAGCUGACUGGAAUUCGGGAUACAAUCCCGGAUUCAACGAUAAGGGCCAAGGUCCUGUGGCUGACUUGUGGGCUGGUGUUUACAGGACUGAGGAAGAAAUGCAAAUUUGUCACUUAUUUGAUCAUGUGGAUCUUUAUCGACUAAUGUACAUCGUUACGACUUUGACUUCAACUGUUGAUUGCGUUCAAGAUGAUCCGACGUGUGUAAGAAUGGCAACAGAAAUCCUCAACAGUGCUGGUAGACCGUAUGGAUUUAACGUUGCAAGUCAAUUGCGGCCAGUAAAUGGCUUCACUGUGGAGCAAGUGGGAGGGCUUUUCCAAAUUAUGUCCGAUAGAAGCAACCAAAAUCGUGGUGCAGCAGUUGCACGCAUAAAUGGAUGGCUGCAAAUCAAUAAUAGACUGGUUGAGAAAAGCGAAAAGCAGAAGAGAAGAGAAAGGGAAGAACAAGCGGGGAAAAGCAAAGAUAAUAAAAAGCAUGGCAAGAGUUCCAAGCAUAAGAGUCCCUCACCUACGAGUUCUACGCCUAAGCUAUAUCCAUACUGGUCUCCCAAGAAACUAUUAGCAGGUCUACCAGAAGCUAUUAUUCGUUACUUUAACUACGACUAUAGAGCUGCUGCUGCGGACAAAAGGCUCUGCUGGCACUGGAGAAUAGACUAUUUUCUCUAUCGCGAGAAAGGAGAUGGUGAUCGACUCAUUUGGCACUUGCCAAAAAACUUCAUAUACCCACCACCAGUACCUCCUGAAGCUCGUUUUUGGACCAAUAUAACUGCCGAGCAAGCAGACUACAACGACCAAGAAUAUGUCCAGAAUGAUCCAGAAGAAUUGGAAUUUGCGCGGAAAAGACUAGAGCAAUUGAGUUGGGGAGAGCCGAGUAGGUUGGAGGCACAACGGUUGGCACUAGAGGAGGAAAGACAGCGCCGCAAUCAAGAAAGGGGAAAGAGUGCCAAUGUCGUCACCGUGAAACCUAGAGGAUCAUCAUCUAAACAUCCGCGUCCAGAUACAGACAGCUCGAGCUCUCAAAAAGUCAAAACGAGGAUUCAAUACAUGGACCAAGAUGGGAAAAUUCACUAUAAGCGGGCACCCAAAUGA
Messenger RNA from Botrytis fragariae, 1710 nucleotides. RefSeq lists its product as uncharacterized. The record is from RefSeq and is a predicted model, not a curated record. Lineage: Eukaryota; Fungi; Ascomycota; Leotiomycetes; Helotiales; Sclerotiniaceae. Bases 1 to 1710 code for a protein of 569 amino acids. The transcript has a single exon.